ACACCUAGUUAAAACUAACAAACGUAAAAAAAAAAAAAAAAACUAUCAAACGGAACCAUUUAUCCACCAUUUCAUGGUGGAAACUGUGAAAAAAGUUUUGUUUCCGAUGUUCAUGAAUGCAUCAUCACGCCAGUGUUUACAGUUUUCGCAGAUGAUUUUGCUCUCAUCCGACACAAAAACGGGCGGCCACUUUCUUUCGAGUUGACGUCCGGGCAGGUGUUGCACAAGUGUUUCACAGGUGUCGCACAGGUGUUGCACAGGUGUGCAGGCACAGACCCGAUGGCAGGAUGGGUGUCGCUGCGUCCCUUCAGACCGUGUGCAUUGCUCUGCGCUUUUGGAUCCAGGACUGUACAUGGCUCCGGUCUGCCUGUCUGGUUCCGGCCCGCUGCAGCUCUGCUCAGACACCAGUCCUGGUGGGGGGGGAGCAGAGGACUCUUCUCCGGAGGUGGGGGUGCUUCUGUACCACAGCUGACUCUGGAGGACAUAGCCAAGAGCCUUCGGGAUCGGCAGCAUAAGCGGGUGGUGGUGAUGGCUGGAGCCGGGAUCAGCACGCCGAGCGGCAUCCCGGAUUUCAGGUCUCCGGGCAGCGGUCUCUAUGACAACCUGCAGCAGUACGACCUGCCGUACGCUGAGGCCAUCUUUGAGAUUGGCUUUUUCCACCGGAACCCCGCCCCCUUUUUUGCUUUAGCCAAAGAGCUGUAUCCAGGAAACUACCGGCCCAAUCUGACCCACUUCUUCGUGCACCUGCUCCACCAGAAGGGUCAGCUGCUGCGCAUGUACACGCAGAACAUCGACGGGCUGGAGAGACUGGCUGGGAUUCCUCCAGAGAAGUUGGUGGAGGCUCAUGGGACGUUUGCCACGGCCACCUGCACCUCAUGUCUGCAGAAAUACAAGGGGGAGGAGCUCCGGCCGGCUGUGAUGAGCGGGAGCAUCCCUAAAUGCUCCACCUGUGGGGGGGUGGUGAAGCCUGACAUCGUGUUCUUUGGAGAGGAGCUCCCCCCACACUUCCUGAAGUACCUGACGGAUUUCCCUCUGGCAGACCUGCUGAUCAUCAUGGGAACCUCACUGGAGGUGGAGCCCUUUGCCAGUUUGGCUGGAGCAGUGCGCAGCUCCGUGCCCCGCCUGCUCAUCAACAGGGACCUUGUGGGGCCGUUUGUGCGGGGGCGGCGCUCUCAGGACGUGGUGCAGCUGGGGGAGGUGGUGGGCGGCGUGCAGGCGCUGGUGGAGGCUCUGGGCUGGACCCGCGAGCUGCAGGCUCUGAUGGCAGCAGGUGAUUAGCAGGAAGAAUGAAGAUUUCCCUCCAUCCAAACGGAACGCCGGCCCUGAUCCUGUGGUUCUUCAAUCUCUUCAGUCUCUAGAGAGAGAGGGAUUUCCUUCUCUCAUUCUGUGUUUUAGUGAUCAGUAACAGACAACCACAGAAGGAGAACCACCAUCUGCAGCUCAGGUAAACAUCACAUGAUCAAAGACUGCAGAGUUAAAAACAAAUGCAGAAAUAUGAACCCUCACAUGGUUUCUUCUGCAGGUUCUGAUCCAGCAAACCUGAAAUCUGUUUGAAUAAAAUAUUACUAAGAAACA
Messenger RNA from Oryzias melastigma (Indian medaka), 1575 nucleotides. RefSeq names its product sirtuin 3 (gene sirt3). Gene Ontology annotation, molecular function: NAD+ binding; histone deacetylase activity, NAD-dependent. NCBI's taxonomy places the organism in Eukaryota, Metazoa, Chordata, Actinopteri, Beloniformes, Adrianichthyidae. The transcript is spliced from 8 exons. The coding region runs from base 280 to 1278 and encodes 332 amino acids. The record is from RefSeq and is a predicted model, not a curated record.